AGAACCAUACUGGCACAUCAGACCGCGGGUUCGAGAUGGGCUAAAGUGGCGGCGACGUUGAAAAAUCUCAAAAUCGCCGGCGCAAUCGCAAAAGAGUUGGAUUGUGGACGGAUCGUAGAAGAAGUAGGAGAAAUCGCCCUUGUGCUUUCGUUCUCCAACUCAAAGAAUUUUCAUUUGAUAUUCAAGGAUGGGGGAAAAUCUUAAGGAUAGAGUUAAUGCCCUUGGUGAGCAUCUAAAGAGCAGUGGAUCUGGGGUUGGCCGCAAGAUGACUGCUAGUGUGAGCUCCAUGAGUUCUAGGAUGAAGGAGUUGUUUCAAGUCCAAAACGAAGCUGAAAAAAUAGUUGAGGCAGCAACCUCGGAGACCCUGAAUGCCCCGAACUGGCCUGCCAACCUUGAAAUCUGUGACAUGAUCAACAGUGGAAGAUUCAACAGCUUUGAUUUCAUCCGUGGCAUUAAGAAGCGGAUCAUGCUGAAGAAUACUAGUGUUCAAUAUCUUGCAUUAGUUCUUCUUGAGACCUGUGUAAAGAACUGUGAGAAGGCAUUUUCAGAGGUUGCCUCAGAGAGGAUACUUGAUGAGAUGGUCAGGUUGAUUGAUGAUCCACAGACUGUAGUGAAUAAUAGGAAUAAGGCUCUUAUCUUGAUUGAGGCAUGGGGAGAAGCUGGAGAGGAGCUUAAAUACUUGCCAGUCUUUGAGGAAACCUACAAGAGUUUGAAAUCUAGAGGCAUUCGAUUCCCCGGUCGAGAUAAUGAAAGCUUAGCUCCAUUAUUUACUCCUCCACGCUCAGUUUCAGAGACAGAAGCAUAUAACAAUGCUAAUCGGCAGACAUUCAAUGAUUUCCAUGCACACAAUUUAACUGCUGAGCAAAUAAAGGAAGCUUUUGAUGUGGCUCGCAACAGCAUUGAACUUCUGUCCACUGUUUUAUCAUCCUCGCCGCAUCAAGAAGCUUUACAGGAUGACUUGACAAGUACCCUCUUUCUGCAAUGCGAACAAAGCCAAUACACAGUUCAAAGAAUCAUCGAGACAGCAGGUGACAAUGAAGCUCUACUUUUUGAGGCGUUGAAUGUAAAUGACGAACUCCAAAAGGUUCUCUCCAAGUACGAGCAACUGAAGAAGCCACCAGCUGUGAAUUCCGCACCACAGCCUGCAGUGAUUCCAGUCGCGGUCGAGCCUGAGGACUCUCCUCGAGUGAGCAGUGACAAUGCCCUCAUCAGAAAACCAGCUGGUGCAAGAGGAAGAUCGAGCACAGACGACAACUUAGAUGAUCUCGACGAGAUGAUAUUCAGCAGAAAGGGAAGGAGUACAUCCGAGGAUCAAGACCCUAAAAAAUAGCAGAAGUAAUAGAAAGAUGACCUAAUCAGCUUCUGAGCCCUCUCCUGAUAAAAAGUUUCAUGAUUCUCAUAGAAUUGUUAUCAUGCUUGAGAGGGUAGAAUGUGAUGCAUAAAUGGAUUUAAUUCACCAUCUCUGAGACUGAACAAGUAAAACUAUUUCCUCAACUCGUUUGUAUAGUAUUUCCGAGUGCUACAUUAGGGUUUAUAUGUCAGACUGUUCCAUGUGUUAUUAAAUUUAUAUAAUGUGAUUAGAAUAAUGAUGUCACCAAUCAA
This is a messenger RNA of Zingiber officinale, 1602 nucleotides long. Its product is annotated as TOM1-like protein 1. Lineage: Eukaryota; Viridiplantae; Streptophyta; Magnoliopsida; Zingiberales; Zingiberaceae. Gene Ontology annotation, molecular function: ubiquitin binding; phosphatidylinositol binding. The transcript is spliced from 4 exons. The record is from RefSeq and is a predicted model, not a curated record. Gene Ontology annotation, biological process: protein transport to vacuole involved in ubiquitin-dependent protein catabolic process via the multivesicular body sorting pathway. Bases 188 to 1330 code for a protein of 380 amino acids.